CGUCGGCACGCUGGCUCUUCUCACAUGUAAACCGCGCCGCGUAGUACGAGAUGGAGACAUGGCUCUGACAAUGAACCAAGCUGCCGUCGAUGUCGGCACUCAGCCUACAGAGAAAGCUGAUGAAGACGACAGAUCUGUGCCCAGAUCAGACAGCGGAAGCGGAGACGAUUCCCUGGACAGCCUUCUCAACUGCCCUUUGACAUCCUCUCUGUCGCCGCGGAAACGGACGACCAGCCAGAGCAAGACCGAGCCCCCCCUGCUGAGGACCAAUAAGAGGACGAUCUACACGGCCGGGCGCCCGCCCUGGUACAACGUCACCGGCACCACCUUCAAAGAGGCCUUCGUCAUCGGCUUGUGUGGAGGAAGUGCUUCUGGGAAGACCACCGUAGCCAAUAAGAUCAUAGAAGCCCUCGAUGUUCCCUGGGUGGUUCUGCUCUCCAUGGACUCCUUCUACAAGGUCCUGACCAGAGAGGAGCAGGAGUUGGCCUCGAGGAACGAGUAUAACUUUGACCACCCGGAGGCGUUUGACUUUGAGCUGCUGGUGACGGUGUUGAGGAAGCUGAAGAAGGGCAAGAGCGUGAAAGUUCCCGUCUACGACUUCACCUCCCACUGCCGGCGCAAAGACUGGAAAACUGUGUAUGGAGCCAAUGUUGUCAUCUUUGAGGGGAUUCUGGCUUUUGCCAACAAAGAGCUUCUGAAGCUGCUGGACAUGAAGGUGUUUGUGGACACAGACUCAGACAUCCGUCUGGUAAGGCGUUUGAAGAGGGACAUUUCGGAGCGCGGCCGAGACAUCAACGGGGUCAUCAAGCAGUACAACAAGUUUGUGAAGCCGGCGUUUGAGCAGUACAUAGAACCCACAGUACCAGUGGCUGACAUUGUGGUGCCCAGAGGGGGAGAGAACUUUGUAGCGUUGGACCUGAUUGUGCAGCAUGUCCACAGCCAGCUGGAGAAGAGGAAACAGCGCUGGGACAUGUCGGCCCUGGCCUCGGCCCACCAGGGGCAGCCUCUCCCAGAGACCCUCAGUGUCAUGGAGAGCACACCUCAGGUCCGGGGGAUGCACACCAUCAUCAGGAACAAGGAUACGAAUCGUGACGAGUUCAUCUUUUACUCCAAGAGACUAAUGAGACUUCUGAUUGAACACGCUCUCUCUUUCUUGCCCCUCAAGCCUGUGUCGGUGGAGACCCCCCAGGGUGCCUUCUACGAGGGGAAGAGGCUCAGUGGCCAGAGAAUCACAGGUGUGUCCAUCCUCAGGGCAGGAGAGACCAUGGAGCAGGCUCUCAUGGCUGUGUGUAAAGACAUACGGCUGGGGAAGAUCCUCAUACAGACCAACCAUGAUACUGGAGAACCAGAGCUGCACUACCUCCGGCUGCCCCGGGACAUCAGUGAGGACUAUGUGAUCCUGAUGGAUAGCACUGUGUCCACCGGAGCAGCUGCUCUCAUGGCUGUCAGGGUGCUGCUGGACCAUGAUGUCCAGGAGGAGAAGAUCUUCCUGCUGUCUCUGCUCAUGGCUGAGAUGGGCGUCCACUCCGUGGCCUACGCCUUCCCCAGGGUCCGCAUCAUCACCACGGCCGUCGACAAGAAGGUCAACGACCAGUUCCAUAUCAUCCCUGGCAUCGGUAAUUUUGGGGACCGCUACUUUGGUACAGACGCACCUUCAGACUGGUACGAGAGUGAUGAAGGGAUGGACUACUGAAGGAUGGAGGAGAGGAAAGAUGGAGGGAUUGAAGAAAAAAGGGUGUUUCAUUAUACAAGCACUUUGCCAUGUCUGCUACUGAAACCUUGUCUACCUUCCCUCACCCUCCUGCCCUCUCCUCCCCCCUCUCCUCCCCCCUCUCCUCCCCCCUCACCCUCCUGCCCUCCCCCCUCUCCUCCCCCCUCACUCUCCUGCCCUCCCCCCUCUCUUCCCCCCUCCCCAUCAGUGACACCUGCAGAGAGAGACAGAGAAAGAGAAAGAUGAAAAAUGUGUGUGGGAGCGUCUGGUACUGUUACGCAAUUUGUUGCCAGUUUUCCCAUGUAACCAUGGAGAGACCACGGUGACUAGGUCCUAAACAAGGUAACCAUAAUAACCAGGUCCUAUAGUGUUAAGCACUGUAACCAUGGUGACAAGGUCUUACCAUGUUAAAACGCAGGGAGAUUGAAGGCUGUUCAUCACUGAACAUGUGGUCUAGCUCCGGUCUGGUGUGACAGUGGGAUUUUAGGUUGGUAGUUUAAGAUCGACAUAAUGAAUACUAGACCUUUUUCAAAUAUAUAAAUGGGCUUCCUUAUUAUCUCACUGCUUUUGACACCAUCAGUAGUUUGCUGCUGCAAAGCGUCCAUCUGUCAGCUCGCGUGUGAUCACUGAAAACCACCUAGAGGAGUGUGGAGUAUUGAGACGGGCCCACAGAGGACUGUGGAGUAUUGAGACGGGCCCAGAGAGGACUGUGGAGUAUUGAGACGGGCCCACAGAGGACUGUGGAGUAUUGAGACGGGCCCACAGAGGACUGUGGAGUAUUGAGACGGGCCCACAGAGGAGGCCCACAGGGUUUCACAGAUCCUAGGGUGUCUUAGCUGAGGGGGGAAGACUCGGGCAGUAUUUACUAAUAAAGGGAUAUCUUUGCCAUCUUUGUGUGGUAAAAGAAUGUAGACUUGAAUCUGGGCGAUGAAAGGAGGCGCCUCCAUGUAUUAAUGACUUUGCUGACAUUUCUCUGGAUGAUAUACUUGAAUGCUUUUAUUUUCCACUGUAAAUUAUUUCCUUGCCAAUGUCGAAAGAGUAGAUGUUUAUUACAGUCUUCAAAUGUAAAUGAAAAUGUGACGACCGGUACUUCUAUAGAAAUAACUUUCAACGUUUACAACAUAUUGGUUUAGUUUAGACCCGGAAGAAAAACCGCCUUAUUGGAAUUUCUUUGAGUGCUUUUCGGUAAAGUACGGGGCUAACCCGCGGCAUCGUCAGACUCUAGAACUGUCUUUUGUUUCUUACUGGAACUGCACAUGAUCAUUUGGUUACAUUGUCUAAAACGGCUCAGUUACAUUUAAGAUUGGUCUCAAAACUAAAACGUUGUGUCGGUGUGGGUGGGCAAGAUGGUAUAUAAAACAAAUCAGCUUAUAACCCUUAUUCCCAGAUGCAACUUUACACACACAAUACAUAAACAUUUCCAUGUUACAAUUUUAUGUUGAAACAAUAAAAUAAUAUAAACUGAAAUGUUUCGUUU
Messenger RNA from Osmerus eperlanus (European smelt), 3188 nucleotides. RefSeq names its product uridine-cytidine kinase-like 1. The record is from RefSeq and is a predicted model, not a curated record. NCBI's taxonomy places the organism in Eukaryota, Metazoa, Chordata, Actinopteri, Osmeriformes, Osmeridae. Gene Ontology annotation, molecular function: kinase activity; ATP binding. The transcript has 16 exons. The coding region runs from base 59 to 1693 and encodes 544 amino acids. Gene Ontology annotation, cellular component: cytoplasm.